UCUCUUCCAUACGAUCGAUCGUAUAAAUCCUUUGAAUUCCUGAAAGAACCUUCUAGAACUACGAAACCAACCCUCGCCUUCAUUCCUCCAACUCUAUCCCUCUCUGUUUUGCUCCAUCGCCUUCAAAGCCUUCAUCUUUCAUCUUCUAAAAUUUUGAUUUCGAUUCUAUUUUUCAUCUUUUUUAUAGUUAAUUAGAUUCUGUUUUAAUUAGUUUGGUAGAGGCGUGACUUUCGAUAUGGCUCCGACGUCGGUGGAGCCGAACGGCGGUGAGUCCACAUCCAGCGAGUCAUCCCAUAGAGCUUUACCGACACCAUUUCUGACCAAGACGUAUCAGCUGGUCGAUGAUCCCACAAUCGACGACGUCAUCUCCUGGAACGACGACGGAUCUAGCUUUGUCGUGUGGAACCCCACCGUCUUCGCCAGAGAUUUGCUCCCCAAGUAUUUCAAGCACAACAACUUCUCUAGCUUCGUCAGGCAGCUCAACACCUACGGAUUUAGAAAGGUUAUACCAGACCGUUGGGAAUUCUCGAACGAUUGCUUUCGAAGAGGCGAAAAGCGGCUUCUCUGCGAGAUACAGCGCCGAAGAAUCAUGCCUCCGGCGCCGGCGGUGGCCGUUUCGCCGAUGGCGACGGCAGCGGUGGUUCCGAAUGCGAAACCUAUGAUAUCUCCGUCGAACUCCGGCGAGGAGCAGGUGAUUUCGUCGAGCUCGUCGCCGAUCAGAGCUCCGUCCGAGCUCAUGGACGAGAACGAAAAGCUGAGGAAGGAGAACAUGCAGCUCACCAAGGAACUGGCUGAUGUCAAGUCUCUCUGCAACAACAUCUUCAGCAUGGUCUCGAAUUACGCGUACGCACAAUCGGAAAGCGGUUUCCCAUAUGUGAAACCGCUGGAUUUGAUGCCUGAGAAGCGGUUCUCCGGCGACGGCGAGAAGGAAGAAGAGGAGGCGAGCCCGAAGCUUUUCGGUGUGGCGAUUGGAGCCAAGCGAGCAAGAGAGACCGUCGGCGACGGUGUAGAGGAGGAUGAGACCGGCUUACGACUGCAGCAACCGAGUGGUGGUGGCGACGUUAAAUCAGAGCCGUUAGAUGUGGAUCGUCAGGAAACGCCGUGGCUGAAUCAGCGCCACAUGGCUAAUCAGAGGGUGUGUAAUUAAUUGAUUAUUGAUUAGUUAGCAUUUACGUUUAGAUGUUAGAUGGAAUGGUACUGGAACUGUAUGGGGUGGAAGUUGAAACCCCGUUACUUACAAGGAUAUUGAGGCACGUGUUAAAAAUGGGUUCACGUGCGUCGUCAACCUUUAGGGACCCAUUUCAAGAAAUUUCUUAAGACUUUCUAAACCUUUUUUUAAUGGUUUCUUUUGCUAUUGCA
Molecule: messenger RNA, 1359 nt
Organism: Prunus mume (Japanese apricot)
Lineage: Eukaryota; Viridiplantae; Streptophyta; Magnoliopsida; Rosales; Rosaceae
Source: RefSeq, a predicted model, not a curated record